AUCUCAUCACAAAUCUCAAAAUUUCAUCAAUCAUCCUUCUAUAAUUACAUACCGUUUCCCAAGCUUCAUUUCCCGCACUACACUCACCCUCACAAUCUCACUCUCACAUUCUCACCCACACACAAUCUUGAGAGAGAAAAACUGUUAGAGAGAGAAAGAUGCCGAGAAGCAGCUUCGCCAAGGUGGACGUGGUUGUCGACACUGGUAACCCAUUGUUGGACCGCACCGUUGAUGGGUUCUUGAAGAUUGGCGCCGUUGCAGCUACCAGAGCCGUUGCUGAAGAUGCAUACCACGUUGCUAAGAGAGGAAGUAUUUCAACUAAGGAUGCUGAGCACACUCUCAAAAAGAUGUGCAAAGAAGGAGCAUACUGGGGGACCGUUGCUGGUGUUUAUACUGGGAUGGAGUACGGAAUAAGAAGGGCUCGUGGCACAAGUGAUUGGAAAAACGCAAUGAUUGCUGGUGCAUUGACUGGAGCUCUGACGUCUGCAGUGACCAGCGGUGAGAAAGAUAAAAUCGUGUUGGAUGCUCUCACAGGAGGUGCAGUCGCAACUGCUGCAGAGUUUAUCAACUAUCUCACUUAUUAAUUACUAAUUAGGCCUUAAUUAAGCCAUCCAUAUCCAUAUCCAUAUCCAUAUCUGCUGUGUAGAUAAGGAUUAAGGAAGAGAACAUCUUGUCUCUGUUCUUCCGUAGUUUUGAGGUUGCCUGAAUAAUCAAACAUUUAGAACUAGCGUACAGACGGAAUUCAUCAAUAAAACUACCUUGUGUUUUUAUUGGUAAUAUUUAUGAAUGAGCAACUAGUACUUUAUUUGA
This is a messenger RNA of Spinacia oleracea (spinach), 810 nucleotides long. RefSeq names its product outer envelope pore protein 16, chloroplastic. Gene Ontology annotation, biological process: protein import into chloroplast stroma. Gene Ontology annotation, molecular function: amino acid transmembrane transporter activity. The coding region runs from base 159 to 584 and encodes 141 amino acids. Gene Ontology annotation, cellular component: chloroplast outer membrane. The transcript is spliced from 6 exons. The record is from RefSeq and is a predicted model, not a curated record. NCBI's taxonomy places the organism in Eukaryota, Viridiplantae, Streptophyta, Magnoliopsida, Caryophyllales, Amaranthaceae.